Messenger RNA from Danio aesculapii, 1643 nucleotides. RefSeq names its product RNA polymerase II subunit G (gene polr2g). Lineage: Eukaryota; Metazoa; Chordata; Actinopteri; Cypriniformes; Danionidae. Gene Ontology annotation, molecular function: translation initiation factor binding; single-stranded RNA binding; single-stranded DNA binding. The record is from RefSeq and is a predicted model, not a curated record. Gene Ontology annotation, cellular component: RNA polymerase II, core complex; P-body. Gene Ontology annotation, biological process: DNA-templated transcription; positive regulation of translational initiation; transcription initiation at RNA polymerase II promoter. The transcript is spliced from 8 exons. The coding region runs from base 113 to 631 and encodes 172 amino acids.
CACUUGUGUGCUCGAGUCGCUGUCGAGGUUCGGCGCCUGAACGCACUGACAUAAAAAGUCGUGGCUCUAAAGUUUUAAUUCGAGACUUUUGGAAGCUAAAAUACAUUAAGAGAUGUUUUACCACAUCUCGCUGGAGCACGAAAUUCUCCUCCAUCCAAGAUAUUUUGGACCCAACCUUUUGAACACAGUCAAACAGAAACUGUUCACUGAGGUUGAAGGAACAUGUACUGGAAAGUAUGGCUUUGUUAUUGCAGUAACCACAAUCGAUAAUAUUGGAGCAGGUGUUAUACAGCCUGGCAGAGGUUUUGUGUUGUAUCCCGUCAAAUACAAAGCCAUCGUCUUUCGUCCCUUCAAAGGAGAAGUUGUGGAUGCUGUUGUCACUCAGGUUAACAAAGUUGGACUCUUUACAGAAAUCGGUCCCAUGUCUUGUUUCAUUUCUCGACAUUCUAUUCCCUCUGAGAUGGAGUUUGAUCCAAACUCAAAUCCUCCAUGCUACAAGACAGUCGAUGAGGACAUUGUGAUCCAACAAGAUGAUGAAAUUCGACUAAAGAUUGUGGGAACUCGAGUGGACAAGAAUGAUAUUUUUGCCAUUGGAUCUCUAAUGGAUGACUACCUGGGUCUUGUGAGCUGAUUCUUCUGCCGUGAAUUUGGGAAAUAUGAGAGUUGUUGCUGUGGUGAUGAUACAUAGUCUGUGUAUAUACUGUAAUUAUUUCCCCAUUCAUUUAGAUUAGUUAGUUUUUUUUUUUUUUCCAUUUUCUGUUUUUAUUGUCUCCUUUUAUCCCUAUGUUGGUAGUAAAGUUUAAAGUUCAAUUUUGGAACCAAAUGAAGUUGAAUGGGAACAAAGAGUAGCUCAGCAGUGGCUCUACAUCACGUGUCAAACUCAGUUGCUGAAGGGCUGCAGCUCUGUUUAGUUCCAACCCUAGUUAAACACACCUGAUCCAACUAAUUGAGUCCUUCAGGCUUCUUUGAGAGCUUCAGGUAAAUGUGUUGAAGCAGGGUUGGAACUACACUGUGCAGAGCUGCGGCCCUCCAGGAACUGAGUUUGACACCCCUGCUCUACAUGACAGAAAGAUUUAAUCCAGGGGUGUCUAAACUUAGUCCUGAAGGACCCAACUUCCUCCAACACACCUGCCUGAAGUCUAUACCUAGAAAGAGCUUGAUUAGCUGGUUCAGGUGUGUUUAAUUGGAGUUGGAACUAAAAUAUUAGGACACUGGCCUUCCAGGACUGAGUUUGGACACCCCUGACUUAAUCUAUAGUGAGGCAGCAGAGAACAUAGUAUAUUAAAUAUGCCUGUUGAAAGCUCUUGAGCAGGGUUGCCCAAACUAUCCUGCAUAGUCUCCUUCAACACACCUGCCUUGAAGUUUUUUUUUUACACAUAGAAAGAGUUUAAUCAGCUAGUUCAUGUGUGUUUAAUUGGGGUUGGAACUAAAAUAUGCAGGACACCGGCCCUCCAGGAUCGAGUUUUGGCACAUCUGAUCUUGAGCAAAUUGACAUGUAUGUUUUGACUGUAAUUAUUCAUCACUUUGUUUUUAGAGUUCUAAAGUCUCGUUUCUAUAUAAGACCAUUUUUAUCAUGUUUUUGUAUAUGUCUGUCUGUACUUAUCUACUGCUCCUUUGUAAUACAGCACUCACAAAAUUUUGAA